AUGGCCACCAAAGUCAAGAGAAUUAUGACCCAGCCCAUCAAUCUUAUAUUUCGCUUCUUGCAAAGUCGGCAGAAGGUGCAGAUCUGGCUCUACGAGCAGACAGACCUUCGCAUCGAAGGACGUAUCAUUGGGUUCGAUGAGUACAUGAACCUAGUGCUGGACGAAGCGGAGGAGGUCUCCAUGAAGAGGAAAACAAGAAAAGCACUAGGCAGAAUACUUCUGAAGGGCGACAACAUCACACUCAUGCAAACGACAGGGCGAUAA
Coccomyxa subellipsoidea C-169 is the source of this 264-nucleotide messenger RNA. RefSeq names its product small nuclear ribonucleo protein E. Gene Ontology annotation, molecular function: RNA binding. Bases 1 to 264 code for a protein of 87 amino acids. Gene Ontology annotation, cellular component: U5 snRNP; U2 snRNP; U4/U6 x U5 tri-snRNP complex. The record is from RefSeq and is a predicted model, not a curated record. The transcript has 5 exons. Lineage: Eukaryota; Viridiplantae; Chlorophyta; Trebouxiophyceae; Coccomyxaceae. Gene Ontology annotation, biological process: spliceosomal snRNP assembly; mRNA splicing, via spliceosome.